AUGACGUCAUCCUUGUGCCCUCGCCAUACAUGGUCAUGCUCUAGCUUCUCGACGUCCCGCGCAAUUCAAGCCGUGGAUCGCGGCGGCGGUAGGGGAACCGUUGCCGAGCCUUGCAACCGUCAAACAAGCGGGCGGCCAAUGGUGAUACGAUCAGUCACAGCUCGUUACAUUCUCGCGACAAAUCCUUCCCGCCGAUCUCAGCCAAUCAGCCGUCUCCUAGGCUCCACGUGCCCCCCCUCCCUCGCGUCCGUACACGCGAUGCGAGCCACCCACUAUUCGCGCUGUAGCGUUCCCCGCGAAACAGCACGUGCGCUGAAUCUGACGUGUCGCCCGGCGGCAAGCCUAGCUGCACUUGGUCGUGUUUCGUUGACCAGCGGUGUGGGUCUAGCCGUUGGAAUCGGCGCGCUUAUAGCGUAUCUUGCUAUCAAGAAUGGAAGGAGAUUAAUCGACGGCAGGAGGAGCGCGUCGAGCGGGAGCACCGCCGGUAUUCGCGGUUCAAGAGUCGCUGCGAGGAGUGUCGCUGCGGGAGACAGUGCUGCUGUUGCUAGCGGGAACGGCGCCGGAAAAUCCGGCGGAAAUCGCGGAGUUGGGACGCCGAAGCGGAGUCCGGAAGGGCUGAAACUGGUGGGGGGGAACGGAGAGGUGCAUCAGGAGCUGACGUGGCAGCUUCCCUCGUUACAAGAACCUUACAGGCCCUUCUUUGGACCACUGGCCAACUGCCACGUGGAGACCAUCUUUGCAGCCGUGGCGCGUUCCCUGCCAGCCGUGCGGUUCAGAAGGGAGUGCCUGAGAAUGGCGGACGGCGGCACGGUGGCUCUUGACUGGCCCGUCGGGGGCGAGGCGCUGGAAGGCACGUCGGCCAAUGGCGAGGUGCCACCUUGCACUCCGUGGUUGAUCCUGCUGCCUGGGCUGACAGGCGGCAGUGGUGAUACAUACGUGAGGCACAUGCUGGUGCGAGCCAGGCUGGCAGGGUGGGGCGCAGUGGUCUUCAACUCGCGAGGCUGCGCUAACAGCCCUGUCACGUCCCCGCAGUUCUACUCAGCAUCGUUCACCGAGGAUCUACGGCAGGUGGUGCGCCACGUGGCAGCGCUACAGCCGCUCUCGCGCCUCUAUGCCGCCGGUUGGUCCCUAGGGGCCAACAUCCUCGUGCGCUACAUUGCUCAGGAGGGGGAGGAGGUGCCUCUGUCAGGAGCCGUGUCGCUGUGCAACCCCUUUGAUCUCGUACUGGCUGAUAGGAACUUCCACAUCGGGUUCAACAACUUCUAUGAUCAACGGCUGGGAUCGACGCUCAGGGGUAUUUACGCCAACCACGCGCCUCUGUUUGAGGGGCUGGGCGGCGAGUAUGACAUAGGCCUCGUUGCACGGGCCAAGACGGUGCGCGACUUUGACGUGGGACUCACACGAGUGUCAUUCGGCUAUCCCUCGGUUGAUGCUUAUUACCGUGACGCCAGCAGCUGUCGAAGCAUCAAGGACGUGCGCUUGCCUCUGCUCUGCGUUCAGGCUUUGGACGAUCCAAUCGCACCAGCACAAGGCAUUCCGUAUGACGCUAUUGAGAACAACCCCCUCACAAUGCUUGUCGGGACAUCCCAUGGCGGCCAUCUGGGCUGGGUGGCGGGUCCCGAGGCUCCAUUUGGAGCCCCUUGGCCGGACGUACUCACUAUGGAGUUUCUCGAAGGGCUGGAGAAGCGGGCGGUUGAGGAUGAAGGCGAGGGUAUUCCCCAAGAGACUGCCUAUGAGAAGUUGUUUGGGCAAAAGGAGGAGUUGGAAGUGGUUGGAGAGGGUUCGGCUGGUGGUGAGGGUGAACCGGGUCGUGGUGCGGGUGGCGAGGGAGGGAUUAAGAAACGACUGCUUCCCAUCACCCCUUCCCGCUCCCCGUUUCCCCUUCCCGCCUCCCCGUUUCCCUUUCCCGCCUCCCCGGUUCCCUUUCCCGCCUCCCCGGAUCCCGUACCCGCCUCCCCGUUUCCCGUUCCCGCCUCCCCGUUUUCUCUUCCCGCUCCCCGUUUCCCCUUCCCGUUCCCCGUUUCCUCUUCUCACCACCCCGUUUCCCCUUCCCGCCUCCCCGUUUCCCCUUCCCGCCUCCACGUGACCCCUUCCCCCUCCCUGUUUUCCCUUUCCCGCUCCUCGUUUCCCCUUCCCGCCUCCCCGGUUUUCCUUCCCGCUCCCCAUUACCCCUUCCCAUCUUCCCGUUCCGCCUUCCCGCUCCUCAUUUCCCCUUCCCAUCUUCCCGUUCCGCCUUCCCACUCCCCAUUUCCCCUUCCCAUCUUCCCGUUCCGCCUUCCCGCUCCCCAUUUCCCCUUCCCAUCUUCCCGUUCCGCCUUCCCGCUCCCCAUUUCCCCUUCCCAUCUUCCCGUUCCACCUUCCCGCUCCCCAUUUCCCCUUCCCAUCUUCCCUUUCCGCCUUCCCGCUCCCCAUUUCCCCUUCCCAUCUUCCCGUUCCGCCUUCCCGCUCCCCAUUACCCCUCCCCGCUUCCCCGUUUCCCCUUCUCGCCUUCUCGCCUUCUCAAUUCCCGUUCCAGCCUCCUCGUUUCCCCUACCUUUCUCUCGCUCUUUCCCCCCUGCUCCCUCUCAUUCCCCCCCCUGCUCCCUCUCAUUCCCCCCCCUGCUCCCUCUCAUUCCCCCCCCUUCUCCCUCUCAUUCCCCCCCCUGCUCCCUCUCAUUUCCCCCCCUUCCCCCUCUCGUUUAUCCCCCGUUCCCCCUCUCGAGUCCCCCCCAUUCACCUGCUCAGUUUCGGCGACCGGCGGACGUGCAGCGACACUGA
Closterium sp. Yama58-4 is the source of this 2757-nucleotide messenger RNA. The record is from the annotation of a GenBank genome assembly. NCBI's taxonomy places the organism in Eukaryota, Viridiplantae, Streptophyta, Zygnematophyceae, Desmidiales, Closteriaceae.